AUGUUGUUUGUACUUGUCCUUACGCUACUCGACAUGCACAGCGGCCCUUUGGGCAUCAAAUGUGGCACACCCCCCUCUGAACAAUUGCCGAGUCUUGAACAGGGUAUUUCAUUAAAGUACAUGCAAAGCCAGAAAAGGGAAAAAAGCCAUAGGGUUGCUGCUCAUUCUAGAAAGCAAAAGCAGCCCCUCCUGUUCCUGAGCGCCAUAUCCGUGUGCCACCGCCGUAGCCCGUUUCGCCUCCCUCGAAAGGCCUUUGGCCGCCGGUAUUCCUGUACAUGA
Molecule: messenger RNA, 279 nt
Organism: Cordyceps militaris CM01
Lineage: Eukaryota; Fungi; Ascomycota; Sordariomycetes; Hypocreales; Cordycipitaceae
Exons: 2
Coding region: 1-279 (92 amino acids)
Source: RefSeq, a predicted model, not a curated record